AUGCUCUUCAUAUUUACCAACAAAAGUUUGAUCACGAACAUUUCUUGUACAGUUCGUUUGGUACAGAGAAACUUCAUUUGCAGCAUUGCCAACAGAAGCACAGUGGAAGCUUCUCUCGUAUCCGUUUUCACAAGAAGACCCAUUUGUUUAGAGUCCCCUGAGCUUCAAGAACUUAGCCCAAAGCUCACUCCUGAAGUGGUUGAAUCUGUAUUGAAAUCUCUCAGAAAUUGGAGAUUAGCCCAGGUGUUCUUCAACUGGGCUUCAAAGCAAUUAGGGUACUCGCACACUUGCUACACGUAUAAUGCUAUGGCUGCAAUCCUAUCAAGUGCUCGACAAAAUGCCCCACUAAGGGAUCUUGCUGUGAGUCUAUCUAAAUCCCCUUGUAUUUGGACCCCAGGGGCUUUGGGAUAUUUUUUGAGGUGUCUCGGUAGUCAGGGUUUAGUUGAAGAAGCUAAUUCUUUGUUUGAUCAUGUGAAAACAUCCAGACUUUGUGCCUUAAAUUCGUAUAGUUAUAACUGUUUGUUGGAAGUGUUUGCAAAAAGUGGCAAUGUUUCUAUGUUGGAGUGUAGGUUGAAUGAGAUGAGAAGUUCCAGUUGUCCUGUGGAUAAGCAUGCUUUAACCCCUGCAUUGCAGUGCUACUGCAAUGCUCGAAAGUUUGAUAAGGCCUUGAUGGUCUUCAAUGAUCUGAUUGAUAAGGGAUGGGUCGAUCAGCAUAUAUUGGGUAUUUUAGUUUUGUCUUAUAGCAAGUGCGGGAAGGUUGAUAUGGCUUUUGAGUUGAUUGAGUGGGCUGAGAAGAAUCUCAAGGUAAACUUAAAUCAGAAGACAGCAUGUGUUUUGAUUCAUGGGUUUGUGAGGGAGUGUAGAGUAGAUAAAGCUCUAGAACUAUAUGAUAAAACGAUAAACCUUGGAUUUCUGCCAGAUAUUUCUGUUUACGAUGUGCUAAUUGGAGGUUUAUGUAGGGAUAGGGAACUGGGGAAAGCUGUGCUGCUGUACAAGAACAUGCAGCAAUUCGGGAUUUUGCCUGAUGUUCGGAUAAUUACCCAGCUUUUAGUGUGUAUAACGGAGGAGAGGGACAUGAUUCAAUUGCUUGAAGAUAUUAGUAUGAAUUUGAAUGCGGGGAAAAGGAUGCAGUUGUACAGUUCUGUUCUGACAGGUCUUGUCAAUGAUAAUAAUGUUGAUAAAGCAUAUCACCUGCUCAAGGCAGUAAUAGAAUCUGGCCUGAAUGGAAGCAGCCGGGACAAAAUAUCUUCAACUAUUGAGCAACCUGGCACGAGUUGUUUCCAAACUGUUAUUGAUGGUUUGUGUAAUAUUGGUAAGCUAGAUAUGGCUUUAGAUCUGUUCCAGGCUAUGGAUAAAAGUGGUUCAAAACGUAACACUUUACUUUUCAAUAACUUAAUCCAUUGCUUAAGCAACGCUGACAGAUUGAAAGAAUGCUUUGAUCUGCUGAAUGAGAUGAAGCGUUCAGAAUUCAAGCCAACACAUUUCACCUUCAAUUGCAUACUUGGGUGCCUAUGCAGAAGAAUGGAUGUUGAAGGAGCUCUUGAUUUGUUGAGGGAAAUGCGUGGUUGUGGCCAUGACCCAUGGAUAAAACACUAUACGCUGCUUGUCAAGAAAUUGUGCGAAGUUGGUAAGGCAUCUGAGUCGUAUAAGUUCCUUUCUGAAAUGACUAAAGAAGGUUUUCUUCCUGACUUGAUCGCAUUUGCUGCAACUAUUGAUGGUUUUAUCAAUGUCAACGAAUUGGAUCGUGGUCUGAAACUGUUCAGAGAAAUUUGUGAACGAGGUUAUUGCCCUGAUGUAGUCACCUAUAACACCAUCAUCAAGGGACUUUGUAAAGCCAAAAGAACAGCAGAAGCUGAGGACAUUUGGGAUGAGAUACUUGGUAAGGGGCUUGUUCCAUCAGUGGCUACCUACAAUCUGCUAAUUGAUGGGUGGUGUAAAGAUGGAAAUAUCAAUAAGGCUGUUCAAUAUUUUUCAAGGAUGAUAGAAGAAGAACAGGAAGCCAGUGUCAUUACUUAUACAAUUUUAGUUGAUGGUUUAUGUAAUGCGGGAAAACCUGAUGAAGCUCUUAACCUUUGGAGUGAAAUGGAGAGAAAAGGAUGUAAACCUAAUAGGAUUGCGUACAUGGCUCUUAUACAUGGGCUUUGCAAGUGCCAGAAGCCGGAUGUUGCUUUAAUCUAUUUGGAGAGGAUGGAAGAUAAUGAGAUGGUACCGGAGACUUAUGUAUACAAAUCUUUGGUGGAUGCUUUUGCAUUUAGCUCCAACACUGCCAUGGCAAAUGAAAUAUUAAAGAAGAUGGCCAAACGGUGUACUGCGUCUAUAAGCAGGUAA
Messenger RNA from Striga hermonthica, 2328 nucleotides. The record is from the annotation of a GenBank genome assembly. NCBI's taxonomy places the organism in Eukaryota, Viridiplantae, Streptophyta, Magnoliopsida, Lamiales, Orobanchaceae.